Hypanus sabinus (Atlantic stingray) is the source of this 3778-nucleotide messenger RNA. RefSeq names its product coiled-coil domain containing 3b (gene ccdc3b). The record is from RefSeq and is a predicted model, not a curated record. Gene Ontology annotation, biological process: negative regulation of gene expression. NCBI's taxonomy places the organism in Eukaryota, Metazoa, Chordata, Chondrichthyes, Myliobatiformes, Dasyatidae. Gene Ontology annotation, cellular component: extracellular region. The transcript is spliced from 3 exons. The coding region runs from base 228 to 1052 and encodes 274 amino acids.
CACACACAUACAGCAAACCACAUGGAUCUCGUUAGAUAGGCUGUUAUUUGCAUUCUGUAACGCACCUUCAAAGGAUGCACAGUGGUCAGAGGGCAGGGAGGAAAGAAGCAGAGAAAGUUAGCGCAAGUUGGUGAGAGAUCAAAGCAGCCCUAAUUUACUCAAGCAGCGCUGCACUGUCUGGAGACGGAUUUCUGACCCUCUGCACUACGGGAUCGGACGGUGUCAGAAUGCGGUGGCUCCAUAUCCUUGUGGUACUGACCUUUCUGACAGAAGGUUGGGGCUGUCAGCUGCCCCACGACUGGAGACCGCAAAGUGAGCCGUGCCGGGCUGAACUGGCCGAAAUUAUCCUCUACGCAAAGGUGUUGGCUAUCUACAAGGACACUUACAGCGUGCAUAACUACCUCCCGUGGCAGUAUGACACAGACCUCUUCUAUUCUGCAGAAGUGGAGCUACUGUGUGACCAGGCCUGGGGCAGUAUGCUGGAAAUGCCAGCCGGAGCCAGGUUUAACUUGACUGGACUCGGUUACUUCCCCUGUCAUUCUUACACCGUCGUGGAGAACAACACCUACUAUUUCUUCGUGAGGCUGGAUGAAAGUUACAACAUUGUGCCACAUGGAAUCAAUUUCCAGGAUCCAAUUUUCCCUGACACCACUGAGAACAACCAAAUGUUUGCCAGUCUCUUCCAGUUCUCCAACUGUACCAGUGGUGUCCAUCAUCAUGUAUAUUCAGCUGAAUGGGAUCUGCAAGAGGACAAUCGGCUCCUGUGUUCAACUGUACAGAAAGCCCUUUAUGAGGAGGAAGAUCGGGUACGGAAACUCUCCCAGAAAGUGAGAUCCCUUGAGAAGGCUAACAAUCAUCUGCGCGAGAAGGUGAAGAGGAUUAAGCGUUCGCUUAGGCAGGUGAAAAAAGAGAGCAAAAGAGAGGCAAUGCUCAUGAAACAGCUCCUGCAGAAGCAGCAGAACAAGGAAAGAGGAGAGCUGAGUACAAAACAGGACACUGGCAAACCGAUCCUGCAGAAGUCUGUCAAGAAACCAGUCAACCAUAAACUGUAAUGUUCUUGAUUCACUGGUUGUAAUGGUCUGGAAGUCUGACUUGUAACACUUCCCUUGCCAAGUGUUGUAAUGCAACACCUAUAGAAGCUACCUACACGAUAAUAGUAUUGUAUAUAUGUGUGUGAUGCUUCCCUUGCUACACUAUGACAGUAUUGUAUAUAAGUGUUGUAUAAUUGCUGUAAUACUCUACAAUAUGUGUUGUAAAAUGCUUCCCUUGCCAAGUGGGAAUACAACACAUAAGGAAAUCUCCUACACUAUAACAGCUAUCUAUUCCCACUAGCUCUCUAGUGGAGUGAACUAGAAAUCACGAGUGUGUUGCUUGGCUUUUACAUUAACAUUAUAUUUCUUGGGCAAUUUAAGCUAUUUUUGGUAUUUAAUAAGAGUUCUAAUUGAAUUUAGAUAGAAGCAGGCAUGGGACCCAUUCACGGCAAUCUGGAAGAAACCGUUCUGCAGUUAUUACUAAAUUAACAGGACUCUUUAGAGAAUCAGUGAUUGGAUUGAAAACUGGACACUCUGUACCAGGGCAGUAAUUUAGUGAUAUUUUGAUUUAUUGCUUAGAGAAGCUAUACAGUGUCUUGUCUACACUUUAUUGAUCAACUAAGUGCUUAAUUCAGAUAUUUGGACUUAAAAGAAAAAGGCAAAACUAUCCUAUUCCUAGAACAGAAUCUCACACAAAGCAAAAAAAAAAUUCCAAAUAAAUUUAUAAUUCUAACAUGAUGGAAGCAGCUUUUGAAUAACUGAAGAGUAGAAAAGGCACAGAAUCAUUUUAAAUUCAAGUUUUAAAGCAUUCCAAUAACAAUUAAAAUGCAUAAAUUACAGAAAAUAGACAAUAGCAUAUCAUGUAAACUACUUUAAUUUUCUUGUGGUUCGUUGUAUAUUCUGUACUCAUUAAGAUUGUCAACUUUCAACUAAUCUGGAGAUGACACGACUUUAGCUGUAUAUUAUUACCUAUUAUACACCCUAUUAUAAAACUGAGACAAAAAUUAUCUUAUGACUAAUUGCUUUGGAAAACUCAUUCAAAGGCAAGAGGAUCUCUGGCAUUCAAGACUUCAUUGAUACUGAGAGAGAAAUUGCUAAUUACCAUGUUAAGUAAUUUGGUUCCACUUCAUUUAAAGACUGAAUCACCUCCGGCAGCAAACUAUUGCAUAAUGUUAAUGUCCAGACAUCCAGGACCACUUUUUAUUUGGACGCUGGUAAUGUUAUUAAUCACUUGUUCUUUUCAUCAACUGGAAUAGAUUGUGUGAACAUGGGAAUGUUGAAUCACAUCUGUAAACAGAAGAAAAUUUACCACACUGAUUAAACUCAGUAACUGGGGAUGAGUGAUAUUUGAAGAUGGAUACGCCUUUCCAAUUGUGUUAGGAAAAUUUUUGCACAAUUUUGCUCAGACUUAGAAUGAUGUCUAUCCAAUUGUUAAUGAGCAGUUCUUGCGGUUUGUGAUUUUGUGUGUUGAAAGUCCACUCUCUUCUAGGACAAAUUGAAUGGGAAAUAGCAGGAGGCUGUGGUACAACUUUAACUGUAAUGGGAUCAGAUGACAUUAAGAGUGGUCGGAUUCUCAUUCCUCAAGCCCUGUGCUCCUGGCAUCAUGAACUGGAUGAACCCUUUGUGGAGGGUGAGACCUGUCCUCAAGGGGACAGCCUAAAUGGAGUGUUUUGCUUUCUUCCAUUUCAUCUCUUGUGUACUCCACAACAUUCUGUUGAAGAGAGAUGUGCAGCAGGGCCAGGACAGGAAGGAGUGAGAAAUAGGGGAAUUAGGACUCCCCCAGUAAUCAUCCAAAUGAAUGUACACUUUGUGGCUACAGAUGUCCACAUACCUUCACAUUAUAACAUCGAGGAUGUGCUCCUCCAAAUGCUGACUAAAUUACCUUUGUUUGCUUCCUCUACUGAGAAAGCAUGUGGCCUUAGAUUCCAAAUAAGCUACCAUUCUUCAUAAGAAGUGAACUGCGUUUUGCAUCCUUCAAUAAUGUUGAAUCAACUAAUUCAUUUAUAUUCGUAAACACGAGGAAAUCUGCAGAUGCUGGAAAUCCAAGCAACACACACAAGAUGCUGGUGGAACACAGCAGGCCAGGCAGCAUCUAUAGGGAGAAGCGCUGUCGACAUUUCGGGCCGAGACCCUUCGUCAGGACUAACUGAAAGAAAAGAUAGUAAGAGAUUUGAAAGUAGGAGGGGGAGGGGGAGGGGGAAAUCCGAAAUGAUAUGAGAAGAUAGGAGGGGGUGGCGUGAAGCUGAGAGCUGGAAAGGUGAUUGGCAAAAGGGAUACAGAGCUGGAGAAGGGAACUUUCUCCACCAACAUUUUGAGUGUGUUACAAUUCAUUUAUGUUUAUAACCUUCUCCAACAAGAACUAGAGCACAAAUGUUUCACAUCCUUGCUGAACUGAUUGGAAAAGGAAGAUAGUCUGAAACGUAAAGUUAUGACUAACGUGCCAGCAAAGCAAACAGAGUUAAUAAAAUUGUAGUCAUAUAAUUUAGUUCUUAUGAGAAAAGCAGUAAGACAUUGUGUUCCUCUUCUUGGUUAAUGCUCAGUUUGGAAUCAUGCUGCAAUUCCAGGAACUAAUAAUUUGGUUGUCAUUUUUAUAUGCUAGUUUUAAAGGUAUCUCUGGCCUAUAACCACUGAACGUGACUUAACUGUAGUUUCCAAGGCACAUGUGUCUCUUAUUUGCCAUUCUGUUUGAGUUGCUAUGUAUCUUUUUAAUAAAUCUCGUUUUGAAUUUUUAUAAUAAUAAAAUUGUG